UAUGACAUUUUCUUUGUUUGGGAAAUAGCAGGCACAAUGGCGAGACCAAUGCAAAAGAGGAAAAAUCGCUCAAGCAUUCCAAAAAAGCGACAAAAGCCCAAGUCAAAGAAGCAGCUGCUAAGUAAUCCCAUCAUUGCAGCGAACUGGAAUUCAGAGGAAACACCUGCACAAAAUUAUCGUCGACUUGGGCUUGUUUCGAAGUUGAAUAAAUCCACUGGUGGAAAAGAACGAACUAUAGCGACUCUUACCGCCGAAUCCUCAGUCACAGCACCUCCUGAUGACCCAUUGGCGAUUAAUCCAGCAGAGAAGGCGCAAAAACCGGUAGCAGAAGAGGUCAAAAUUGAGCGUGAUCCUGAAACCGGCGCGAUAGUUCGUGUGGUCGACAAUACGAAGGAGAACCCCCUUCACGAUCCACUCAACGAUAUUGAAGAGAUGGAAGACAUAGAUUACAACGCACUGGGGAAGAGCAUUGGCAAGUUGUCCAAAUCGGGGGGAGUAGAUACAGAGGUUACGAGGCAGCUAGAAGAAUUUGCUGCUAGCGGGGUAAGAAGCAAACCAAGAGGACAGAGCGAAAGAGAACAAGAAUGGAUUGCGAGGCUGGUAGAGAAGCACGGCGAUGAUUACAAAGCAAUGUUCUGGGAUAAGGAGCUCAAUGUCAUGCAGCAGAGUGAGGGCGACAUUAAGCGAAGAGUCAAAAAAUGGAAGAUGAGGCACGGAUAAAGGAACAAGUAUCUCAUGAUUAUCAUUCUCAUUAACAACGCGUUACAAUAGAGCCGAUGAAAAGCGGGCAGGUAACUGGUCACAAAAAUGGCGCUGACACAGUUCCAUAAUUACCCGUGACUUAAGGGUGAGUCUCGCGCGGCAAAGUGGUCGACAAGGUGAAUUUAUCACAAACAUCAGGCGGUAUUUGUUAGGGCCGAAUAGUUGUUAACCGAUGACAUGUCAAGGUCCAUCUCGUGACACGAUCAGUCUCUAUUUACUAGAAGAUACUCCACAAUCUUCGAGCAUCUCUGUCAUAGUGUUGCAGUUCUAUCAAAUCCUUGACUUUCACACCCAAUAACUAGCGAUCAAUCCUUUGCUUCGACCAGUUUUUCCACGCUGCGCUGUGGCACCUAAUACAGCCGGGGUAUCCAC
Messenger RNA from Verruconis gallopava, 1134 nucleotides. RefSeq lists its product as uncharacterized. Lineage: Eukaryota; Fungi; Ascomycota; Dothideomycetes; Venturiales; Sympoventuriaceae. Bases 37 to 720 code for a protein of 227 amino acids. The transcript has 2 exons. Gene Ontology annotation, biological process: ribosomal large subunit biogenesis. The record is from RefSeq and is a predicted model, not a curated record. Gene Ontology annotation, cellular component: nucleolus.